AUUAGUUCUAUACGGAAAGUAAAGAUGGACACACUUAACUUCCGGUACAGGAAUUGCAGCAUGAAGAAGGAGCAAGUUGUCAACUGUCAGUUUUCGGCCUGGUAUCCGAUAUUUAAGAAACAUACUAUCAAAAGUUUGAUUCUUCCGCUGCCUCAGAAUGUAAUUGAUUAUUUACUGGACGAUGGAACACUGGUAGUUUCUGGGGGGGACAACAGCACACAGCAAAACCAAACUAACAGUGAUUCAGAGGCAGAAGAGGACAUUCAGUGGUCAGAUGAUGAGACAACCACCACUGUCAUAGCUCCGGAGUUCCCAGAAUUCAAUUCCAAGGUGUUGGAGGCCAUAAACACCCUUGGAGGGCGAGUCUUUCCCAAGCUAAACUGGAGCGCCCCACGGGACGCUAACUGGAUUGCUCUGAACAGCUCCCUGCAGUGUCAGAGUCUAAGCGAUAUCUUCCUGCUCUUCAAGAGCUCUGACUUCAUCACCCACGACCUCACACAGCCAUUCCUUCACUGCAGCGACCGGGACACUCCGGAUCCACCUAUCAACUAUGAACUGGUCCUCAGGAAGUGGAGUGAGUUGAUCCCUGGAGGGGAGUUCAGGUGUUUCGUCAAAGAGAACAAACUGAUAGGUAUCUCUCAGAGAGACUACACCCAGCACUACCACCACGUUUCUAAGCAGGAGGCUCAGAUCUCCCAGUCCAUUCAGGAGUUCUUCAGCCAGAACAUCCAGCACCGCUUCCUGGAGGAAGACUUUGUUUUGGACGUCUACAGAGACAGCUGGGGAAAGGUGUGGCUGAUCGAUCUGAACCCUUUUGGUGAGGUCACCAAUUCUCUUCUCUUCUCGUGGGAGGAGCUAACCUCAGGGAACAGCCUAUCUGCCAAUCAGGAAGAGGGGGACACAGCCCAGCAGGAGGCCCCUGUGUUCCGCCACACCACCAGCGAGGUGACAGUUCAGCCGAGCCCCUGUCUGAGCUACAGGAUCCCCCGUGACUUUGUGGACCUGUCUAGCGGCGAGGACGCCUACAAGCUCAUCGACUUCCUCAAACUGAAGAAGAACCAGCAGGAGGAAGAGGAGGCACAACAGUGACCUACAUCCCUGCAACAGAGACCCACGUACACUGUUGUUGCAUGUAGACAACUUGGUCAGUAAACAUUCUAUUUUACCCUUUGCCCCUGGAUUAAAGUCAAUGAACAAAAGGGAGAUUAAAAAAAGUAAUCUGUCUGUUACAGAGAGAAUGUUCUGUGUGGGACUAGAAUAGAGUGUAUUUGACCCGGAAGCCAAGCGUCAUGUAGUCUGGCUUCAUUUACCAUAUAGUGUGUCUUCCACUUGUUCGAGAUCUUUAUGCGUAAAGGUCAUGCAGAAGGACUAGCUUAAGCAAAUCUCUCUGUUCUGUGGGUCUCCUGUUUUUCUUCUGUAAAUACUGGAACUUCGUGUUCUCAGAGGGCUGUGGGCUCGGACAGAUAGCAGCACUAAAUAAUGACUGGCUUUGUAGUGCAACUCUGAAAGAAAUUAGUCUUAUCAUGGUAUGUAUGUGCAGUGUUAUUUAAUUAACGUAAUCAAUAUCCCAGAAGGUUAGCAUACACACAAGCCGCUCAGUCACACAUUCACUUCACAUAAAGUACAUUUUAGGGGGGGAAUGGGUGCUAUAGAGACUCUAAUAGCAAUAUGAACAUUUGUGCAUGAUGUUAUAAGCAUUCAUGUAUCCCAUCAUCUUUGGUUCCUGUAAAAGUAUUUUUUUUGUUUUCUUUGUUUAGUUUUAACAUGUUUGUGGAUAACAGGGGUUCUGAUUGGUUAAUAAAUGCGUGGCUU
Molecule: messenger RNA, 1812 nt
Organism: Osmerus eperlanus (European smelt)
Lineage: Eukaryota; Metazoa; Chordata; Actinopteri; Osmeriformes; Osmeridae
Gene: cdc123
Product: cell division cycle 123 homolog (S. cerevisiae)
Exons: 13
Coding region: 25-1089 (354 amino acids)
Cellular component (GO): cytoplasm
Source: RefSeq, a predicted model, not a curated record